Molecule: messenger RNA, 5082 nt
Organism: Lampris incognitus (smalleye Pacific opah)
Lineage: Eukaryota; Metazoa; Chordata; Actinopteri; Lampriformes; Lampridae
Gene: ppargc1a
Product: peroxisome proliferator-activated receptor gamma, coactivator 1 alpha
Exons: 13
Coding region: 91-3981 (1296 amino acids)
Biological process (GO): positive regulation of transcription by RNA polymerase II
Cellular component (GO): nucleus
Molecular function (GO): transcription factor binding; RNA binding
Source: RefSeq, a predicted model, not a curated record
UGUCUGCGUGAGAGCGAGUGGAGCGUGCGUGGAUUUCUUUUUUGCCUCAUUUCUUUUUUUUUGUUUUUCGGACCGUCAUUCAGUGGCUGGAUGGCGUGGGACAGGUGUAACCAGGACUCGGUGUGGAGAGAAUUAGAGUGUGCUGCCUUGGUUGGUGAAGACCAACCCCUUUGCCCAGACCUCCCUGAACUUGACCUCUCAGAGCUGGAUGUCAGCGACCUGGAUGCAGACAGCUUCCUGGGCGGGCUCAAAUGGUACAGCGACCAAUCGGAGAUCAUUUCCAGUCAGUAUGGCAACGAGGCAUCCAAUCUGUUUGAGAAGAUAGAUGAAGAAAAUGAGGCCAACUUGCUGGCAGUGCUUACAGAGACCCUGGACAGCAUCCCAGUGGAUGAGGACGGAUUGCCUUCGUUUGAGGCCCUGGCAGAUGGGGACGUGACCAAUGCCAGCGACCGGAGCUGUCCCUCCUCCCCAGACGGCUCGCCGCGCAGCCCUGAACCAGAGGAGCCCUCUUUGCUGAAGAAGCUGCUUCUGGCUCCUGCGAACUCCCAGCUCAGCUAUAAUCAAUACACAGGUGGCAAGGCACAGAACCAUGCAGCCAGCACCAACCACCGGAUCAGACCACCACCUGCUGUCGUCAAGACGGAAAGCCCCUGGAACGGCAAAGCGAGGGGGGCCUCCUGCCCACAGAACCGCCCAGUGAGGCGGCCUUGCACUGAACUGCUAAAGUACCUGACGGCCACAGAUGACAUCCUGCUCCACACCAAAGCCAGUGAAGCCAAGAGCGCUUGGGGGGCCGCCGGCAGCAGAGACAAAAGCCUGGUUCUCGGCGCCUCCUCCUCUUCCUCCUCCUCCUCCUCGCCGUCCUCGUCAUCCACCUCCUCGUUCUCCUCCCUCUCUUCCACUACCUCCUCCUCCUCCUCUUCCUCCUCCACCACUUCUAAGAAGCCUGCCACACCGUCCCAGCAGCAGCAGCAGCAGCAGCAGCAGCAGCAGCGAGGUGAGAGCCGGGCUGCAGCCGAGUGUAAUAUGGCUGGUGUUGGGGCUGGGAAGUGGCGGCGUUGCGCUCACAAUGACGGGGCGGAGGAGCCAGAGGGGGCUUCCGUCCCCGCGGGCCGCAGGAGCCUUGCCUGCGGCCAUGCCCGCCCCAAACUGGAGCACGGGUCGUCCAGUGAAGAAGGAAGGCCGCCAGGCGACGCGGGCCGCCUGGCCGCCGCUAGGUUCAUUAGGUACAUGCACUCUUAUUCCCUCCCUCCCCGAGAGGUGAGUCACAGCUGUGAGCAUUGCCGAGAGGCUGCGGGCGCUACUCAGGCUAGUCGGGGCCGGGGCAGGCAAGGGCAUAGUAACAACAGUGCUGCCGCUAGUGCGGCGCAUCGGCACAUUACGGUGACCAUUAAGAAAAGAGAUGAGAAGCCAGGGCACCCUUUACUUAGCCAGCUGCUCACCUCCAAGCAGAGGCCUGCCCGCUACCGGGCCCACCUGCUCCCAACCACAACCAACCCUCUCCCUAUCACCCCAAGCAAAAUAGCAGUCAAGAAGCAUGAGAGUGGUGUCCGAGCUGUUGAGGAAGAGGAGGAGGAGGAGGAGGAGGAGGAGGAGGAAAAGGAGAGCGAUAGGUACAAAGGGAUGAAUAAUCUUAGCAUCCGGGGAAUAGGUGGGGCCAGAGAGCCUGAUUCUGAUUCAAAGUACCUGUUGUCCCCUCUCACCUUAGACUUAGAGAGCUGGGUUGGCCAGCCAGAUCUGGGGCUAGACUUUAGUUUGGGGUUAGAGCUAGGAUGGCCAAGCCAGGGGGACUUUGGGGAGGAUGUUGGCAAAGAUGAUGAUGAUGCGGAUGCUGAUGAUGAUGACGAUGACCAUGUCACGGGCAGCCCCACAGCAGUGCUCUCACAGGGCUCACCAUGCUCGCUCUUCUCAGACACUAGAAUUGCAGAGCCCACCCCUCCCUGCAUCACACAAUGGCAGGGGCACCCACACAGGCAGCAUCCCGAAGACCAGGGCUUCCCGUUGUUAGCCAAACCAACCACCUUGCCACUUCCUUUGACCCCAGAGUCUCCAAAUGACCACAAGGGAUCACCGUUUGAGAACAAAACCAUUGAACGCACAUUGAGUGUGGAGAUCGCUGGAACCCCAGGUCUGACACCACCCACCACGCCCCCACACAAAGCCAGUCAAGAGAACCUUUUCAAAGCAUCGCUCAAAACCAAGUUGUCUUCAUGUUCCUCCUCGGCCUUGGCGUGCAAAAGGGCCAGGCUGAGCGAGUUGGGCCCCAGCACUCUGGCCCUGGCCCCAGGUGCCUCAGGCGGGGGCCCCGCCAAGAAGGGCCCCGAACAGACUGAGCUGUAUGCCCAGCUGAGCAAGGCGUCCACCACCCUACCCUCCUCUGUCGCCCUGCACACUUUGGCGGGCGGCCUGGAGGACCGACACAGCACUUCUACCAACAAUCGGCGAGCAGCGUCCCGCGGCUACAGCGACCAUGACUAUUGCCAGGCGUCAGCCGGCGCAAAGAAGGACAGUGGUGCAGCCAACGCCACUGUUGCCAUGACUAAAGCAGCAGCAACCAUGGUUACCCAGGGUGCCACUGCGCCCUCUGCAGGCGUGGUGGAGGACAGGCAUGUGGAAUAUAAAGACUCGACCAUGCCACCUGCCUCUUCAUCAUCAUCCUCAUUUUCACCAUCAUCCUCUUCUGCUACUACUUCAUCAGCCUCAUCUUGUUCUUUAGCUAAGGAGUUGCAACAGGGAUUUACCUCUGUGGAUGCAGAAGCUACCCAGAGUCAUGGGUCAGAGGAGAAGACCCUCUCCCCAGACACGCAGUUUCAUUUACAACAGGCCACUGCAGACAGGAACCAGCAGCAUCCCUCCCUGACAAACAGGAAACUCCUGCGCGACCAGGAAAUUAGAGCGGAGCUCAACAAGCACUUUGGCCCCCCGCAAGUGAUCUACAGCCAGGGUGGCCAGGAGAGGGUUAAGGGACCUGUUGGCAAGGGGGAGACGCCUGCUGCCCCCCAGCUCGUCAAGGAGGAGGAUGGUAACAAGUCUCCAAGGCUGCCUGGCUCAGGAUACCUGCACCCAGGGCUCCUGUCCUUCCAUGAUGAGCUAGAGCUGGGCGAGGGUCGCGAGGGUCGCCUCCUGUUCCCAUGGGAUGGCACCCCUCUGGACCUGCUCUUCCACUGCCCACCCCGCUCGCCCUCCUGCUCCCCACCAUCCAGCUGCUCACCCUCGCGGGGCUCCGUCUCCCCGCCCUCCUCCCUCCUCCUAUCACCCGGCGGGCCCUUCUGUUGGCCUGGCAGCGGCUCCCACUCCCGUUCUCGUUCCCGCUCCGGCUCCCGCAGCUCGUCCUCCCGAUACCGGAGGCGCUCCCUCUCCAGCUCGCCCGACGGACGCACUUCCUCCAGGUCUCGACACAACACAGACUCAAACACCUUUCGCUCCAGGACUCACAAAAGCCCUCACUCUCAGUCUCGAUCUCCUCUCAGCCGCAGGCCAAGGUAUGACAGCUAUGAGGAAUACCAGCACGAGAGGCUGAAGAGGGAGGAGUACCGCCAGGACUAUGAGAAGCGGGAAUUUGAGAGGGCCGAGCAGAGAGAGAGGCAAAGGCAAAAAGCCAUAGAGGAGGGACGGGUGGUGUACGUGGGGCGGCUGAGGUCCGACAGCACCCGGACAGAACUGAAACGCCGCUUUGAAGUAUUCGGCGAGAUCGAAGAGUGUGCAGUGAACCUGAGGGACGAUGGGGACCAUUUUGGCUUCAUCACCUACCGCUACACUUGUGACGCCUUCACCGCCCUUGAGAACGGACACACCUUACGCAGGUCAAACGAGCCGCAGUUCGAGCUGUGCUUCGGUGGACAAAAGCAGUUCUGCAAAUCACAUUACACGGACUUGGACUCUCAUUCGGACGACUUUGAUCCGGCCUCCACAAAAAGCAAGUAUGACUCCAUGGAUUUUGACAGCUUGCUGAGGGAGGCCCAGUGCAGCCUGAGAAGGUAACAAGGUCUGUGGCACCUGCUGUCGGCCCACAGAGAGGGACUUGCGAUACCUCACCGUUGUUUCUCGCUCCUUUGACGACGAGACUACCAGAAGUUUUACACUCUAUGUCAGAGAGUACAUGAAGAUAAGUCUAUCGACUCGAUCUAUAUAUCUAUCUAUAAAUAUAUAUGAAUAUAUAUAUAUAUAUAUAUAUAUAUAUCUAAAACAAAGUUUACAUGAACAUAGCUGCUGAAGCACUGGGAAAAGACUAUAUAUAUAUAUAUAUGUGUAUGUGUAUGUGUGUGUGUGUGUGUGUGUGUGUGUGUGUGUGUGUGUGUGUGUGUGUGUUUGUGUGUGUGUAUAUAUAUAUAUAUAUAUAUAUAUAUAUAUUGGGAAAGCCAGUCAACCCUCAGAACGCCGCGCACCAGAUCUGGUGCGAUCUACUGCUGUACAACGGUCGAUGAAAAAUAAAAACAUUCAUGAGAUUUUUUUUUUUUUGCUUUUCUCUGAGCACUACAACACCCACAAUUCUUUGAGGGGUGAAAACAUGCAGCUUGUUCAAUGUGAUUGUUUCUUUCUUUCACUGUCGAUCCUCUUUUCUUUUUCCUUUUUUUUGUUAAAUCUGGUGUUUGGAUUUGGUGUUACAUAAUGAACAAGCUUAUGGGGGGGGGGUAUGACAUCUUGGAGGUAAAAUUUUCAAGGUAACAUUGCUGUGUCUACAUUUUGAUGGAAAAUGUAGCCCUGUAUUUACAGAUAAUAUAAGAAAAGGAAUAUUUUUUAUUUUGUGUACAUAUCGGACAAAGUUCUUUAUUUGUUACAGCUAUGCACUGUAAAACGCAGCCUUUUUUAAACCGAGGGGCAAGUUUUCUUAAUUCAGAAUGUUGAUCUGUAGUUAUUACUAUAAUGUAAAACAUAUUGUACACCAACACGGUGUUUGGUAGGACACAUAAUAUGAUUGUAAAAAAAAAAAAAAAAAAAACAACAAAAAAAAAUGUGGAGGAUUGCUCAUUUUGAGGGAGCAUGUGAACAAUUUUCCUUUUUUAAGAGUUAUUUUAUUGGGGUUUCGGGGAGACAGUCGACUGUGUAUAGUUUUCUCUGUUUCUAAAUUUUCUCAAUCAGUGU